This is a messenger RNA of Syzygium oleosum, 345 nucleotides long. RefSeq names its product isopentenyl-diphosphate Delta-isomerase I-like. Gene Ontology annotation, biological process: isopentenyl diphosphate biosynthetic process. The record is from RefSeq and is a predicted model, not a curated record. Gene Ontology annotation, cellular component: cytoplasm. The coding region runs from base 1 to 345 and encodes 114 amino acids. Gene Ontology annotation, molecular function: isopentenyl-diphosphate delta-isomerase activity. NCBI's taxonomy places the organism in Eukaryota, Viridiplantae, Streptophyta, Magnoliopsida, Myrtales, Myrtaceae. The transcript is spliced from 4 exons.
AUGGAUUGUGCUUUUGCUGGUCACUUGAUGGAGACUAUUGAGUCUGAGAAUCUGUUGCAUAGAGGCUUUGGCUUUCUCACCUUUAUUGCUGAUAAGGCGGUCGUCGUUGGCAUAUCUAACUUUUUGAGGCUUAUCUAUUUUCUGGAUCAGCAACGCCCUGCCACAAAGGCAAUGUUCUCCCUUCUGCGGACAAACACCUGCCGCAGCCACCCAUUGUACUGGGAGUCCGAGCUUAUUGGUGAGAAUGCCCUUGGGGCGAGGAAUGCUGCACAAAGGAAGCUCUUGGACGAACUGGGCAUUCCUGCUGAAAAUGUGCCUGUUGAUGAAUUCAUUCCUCUGGGUUGA